Agrilus planipennis (emerald ash borer) is the source of this 1929-nucleotide messenger RNA. RefSeq lists its product as uncharacterized. Lineage: Eukaryota; Metazoa; Arthropoda; Insecta; Coleoptera; Buprestidae. Bases 42 to 1811 code for a protein of 589 amino acids. The record is from RefSeq and is a predicted model, not a curated record. The transcript has 5 exons. Gene Ontology annotation, molecular function: protein binding.
CUCAUCAUUUCUUUGUCGUUUUAUUUUUUUGUACUGUCAAAAUGUCACACAUAGACGUCAUUACGGAUUUAUCGGACAAAAAAUUAAAAAUCAUCCCCGAACAUGUUCUUCGACGCACCAACACGAAAAUGCUUUAUUUGGAAAGAAACAACAUUGAAGAACUUCCCGCGGACUUCUUUACGUUUCUACCCAAACUGACUUGGCUCGAUCUGAGAAACAAUAAGCUAAAGGCGAUUCCGAAAAGUAUAGCCAAUCAUGAAUGUUUAGAAACACUUCUCCUUCAGGAUAAUCAGAUCCACAGUCUUCCGGACGAACUUGGAUUGCUGCCAAAACUCAAAGUCUUACAGUUAGCUGGAAAUCCCCUGACUUAUCCUUCAGACGACAUUCUUAAAAAAGGCGUUAAGGAGGUGUGCAGAUUUUUAAAAGAAAAAUACAACAGAACUAUUGAAUCACCCCCGGAAGAACCAUCCGCGAUUUUACCAGUUGAAGAAGUAACUUCCAUACAUAGCGUUACUCGUGAAAAGAAGUCUAAGACCAAAAUUAAAAAACCUUCAGGGAAAAAGAUGACUAUUCAAGAACUUCUUCAAGCAUCCUCUCGGACUGCGGUAGCCAUGGGGGGUGUUUGGCCUGUUAUUAGUAUUAAAAGCAUUAAAUGUCCAGGAGAUGAAAUAGCACCUAAAAAGACUGUAGCUGACGUAUUCUUCGUGCCAAAAUCUUCCAACAACAAAAUGGCAGCAAUAAUAAAGAGAAGCCCAAAAAUGUCUUUAAAUAGUGUAAAGCGUAAUUCUCCAACUGACGAUACGAAAACUAUUCAAAGACCCAGUUCUGGUAUAUCCCCAAAACCAAAAAAGUUACCUCCCAGACCAAAAUCUGCUAAACCAAGUUCGAAAAUAUCAACCGCAACCUCACCCAAGCCUUCUCCCAAACCUGUUGAUCAAACAUCUGCUAAUAAACCAUUUUCUCGACAAGAAUCUGAUGACCUUUGCAUAGAAACAUUGGACAACAAUGAACCUAUUAGUUUGGGGAAUCUCAAACGUAAAAAGUUUAUAAAAUCGAAGUCAGAAGGUAGAUCUAGACCUACAACUUCGGAAAGAAAGUUCGAGACUCCACCUAAAUUAGAAUCUGAAUUCAGAGCAGUGAAGUCAGAACAGAAAGAAGGUAUUAGGUUUCUUUCAGAAGAAGCAAUGGAACCUGAAUGUGAAAUUAAAACAACUGAUUACAACGAAUCUUUAACCAAUAAUGCGUAUCAAAAAAAUAGCAGCGUAAGGACAAGAAGACCAGGUUCACCAAAAUCGAGAAUGUCACUACCACCGCAAGUUAAAUCAAAUGCCGAUUUUCCAUUCGACGAUAAACUUAUUACGAUGGACGAAGCAGCGGAUAAUGAAAUGACAUCGUUAUGGUUGCAAAAUCUAAAAGAUGUUCUUAAUCAACAAGAAACCAUUUUACAACAAGAAAGAAAUUUAAAAGAGUUGAGUUCGUGGCGUCUGCGGAAAAAAAUGGAACCAUUGCGAAGUAUGCCACGUAAAAAACUCGAAAAUCCAUACGAUACAGAUCCGGAAUAUGAUCAGAUUAUCUCUCGCAAAGACAUAGGGCGUAAAACGCCAAAAAGACCGAAGAAAACUUCGAAGCCCGCAGAUAUGGAUCUAGAAGAACUCUUAUCAGAAGUUAGUGCCAAAUUAAAAGAAUUUGAGAAACCUUCAAUAUCCCGUGACCCUAAAAGUCCUCAUUCAGAACAAAUUGCUGCCGAAAGGGAAAUAAGAGAGAUAUCCGAAUUACAGAAGAAAAUAUUACAAGCUCGUAAGGCUCACUAAUUCCAGCUCAUCGAUCGAAUAUAUAUUUAUACAACAUCACUUCAAUUAUUAUUUGUUAUCACUCGUGACUUGUGACAGUAUUAAUAAUUGUUUGUCAAUUAAAAUAUUAGAAAAGAAA